UUGGGCCUGACGCCAGACAGGCGCGCGGGGUCACGUGACGCGGCCGCCGGGCUGCCGGGCCUCCCAAAAUGGCGGUGUGCGUCGCAGUGAUCGCCAAGGAGAAUUAUCCCCUCUACAUUCGCAGCGUCCCCACUGAGAAUGAGCUGAAGUUCCACUAUAUGGUGCACACGUCACUGGACGUGGUGGAUGAGAAGAUCUCAGCACUGGGGAAGGCCCUUGUAGACCAGAGGGAACUCUACCUGGGCCUGCUGUACCCCACUGAGGACCACAAGGUGUAUCCUCUCAUGCUCACCAGGGCAGAGGAGGCCCACAAUCCCCGUGCCGAAAGCAUGUUCCCUAACCAGAUGCUCAGGUAUGGCUACGUGACCAACUCCAAGGUGAAGUUUGUGAUGGUGGUGGACGCCUCCAACACAGCGUUGCGGGACAACGAGAUCCGCAGUAUGUUCCGGAAGCUGCAUAAUUCCUACACAGACGUCAUGUGCAAUCCAUUCUACAACCCUGGGGACCGCAUUCAAUCAAGGGCCUUUGACAGCAUGGUGACGUCCAUGAUGAUCCAGGUCUGCUGAGUGAGGCCUCGCUGCUAUUGGUCAGAAACACAUCUGUACAUAUUGUAUCAUGAGAUGUGUAUGUGCCGCCCCUAGCCUCUCCCGAGAAACGUGCCUGCAGCCAGACUGAAGCCUCCUGGAUGUGGAUCACUAAAGGUCGUGUGAAGUCAGA
Molecule: messenger RNA, 717 nt
Organism: Loxodonta africana (African savanna elephant)
Lineage: Eukaryota; Metazoa; Chordata; Mammalia; Proboscidea; Elephantidae
Gene: TRAPPC2L
Product: trafficking protein particle complex subunit 2L
Exons: 5
Coding region: 69-566 (165 amino acids)
Biological process (GO): endoplasmic reticulum to Golgi vesicle-mediated transport
Cellular component (GO): nucleus; TRAPP complex; cytoplasm
Source: RefSeq, a predicted model, not a curated record